AUGCAAAUUAUACAUGGUGUCCAUAGUCUGUUCGGCUCGGCUCGGCUCUCGAGCGUCGUCAAGGAUGUAUGUGUGAGCCCCAACGAGGAAGAAGAUGAGCCAAGUGGUGGAGCGGUUCCUCGGCUGGCACGUCGUGUCUGCGGCCGGGGCCGAUCCGGGCUGUACAUUUUGCUCGAUGUCUCCAGCCAGCCGGCGACGACCCCCCGCGUUGGCUUUGAGAAAAAGAUGAUGAUCAAAAAAACUGUAUGGCGGGAUGGGUAUUCUGUACAGGGACCAUGUUUGCUCAACCGAAACAAGUAUACAAAUCCCAGCAGCUCCCAUUUGAUUUCAGUCUGUAGUUUUCCAAGGAUCAAGCCAGGCCUAUCCUCUCGAAUCCUUCAGGCCCAUGACCCUUGGGAUAGUUCUCGUGCUGAUCAUCUUCAUCUCCAGCCACGGGAUAAAACAUCCACUAACAUCAUUUGGUUUGCCUCCUCUACUCUUUUCCCGCUCCCCCAAAAGCCUCGCUCCACCCUGAAAGCCAACCUAACCAACCAAGCAACCGUCCGAACCGUCUCGACCCGCGCUGUAUUUCAAGCGAAGGACUUCAUCGUUUUCUCCCGCAACCGACAAAGUCAAAUAAUUUAUAGAACAAAAACCUUGCAACUCGCCCCAAGAGCUGACUCUUGCACUCCAUCCGACCACUCCAAUCGGCUUGUCUCGACUUUGGGCCCUUGGAUCACUUCGCAAACCACUUCAUCAAUCGAAUCUUCGAUCCAUCAUCAUCCAUCCACUGACUCUCCGAUGCAUAGGCCUCUUCUGCGGCUAUCCAUAUCCAUACCCGCUGAACUGUAA
This is a messenger RNA of Puccinia graminis f. sp. tritici CRL 75-36-700-3, 831 nucleotides long. RefSeq lists its product as uncharacterized. Lineage: Eukaryota; Fungi; Basidiomycota; Pucciniomycetes; Pucciniales; Pucciniaceae. The coding region runs from base 1 to 831 and encodes 276 amino acids. The record is from RefSeq and is a predicted model, not a curated record. The transcript has 7 exons.